AUGGUAAAGAAUUCUUCAGACAAAAACCAAACCGACAUUCACGUGCCGUCGGGCAAGUCGAAAGCAGAUUCACACUCUUUGAAUGGCAUUUUAAAGCAAAAAAGAAGAAAGGUGUUCAAGCCAAUUUUAUCAAACCCAUAUACAAGACGAAAUGAAUGGCCUGAAUUAGAAUAUAAUGUGAUGCAUAACAUAGUUGAUCUAUUGGCAGACGACGUUUUAAGAGCCACUGGAAAUUACAAUAAAUUGUCAUCGCAAGAAAAGGCUAAAUCAGCAAUAAGGAAGCCAGAAGAAGCUGAUUACAUCAGCUUUGGGUUUAACAGUACAAUGAAAAUGAUGGAGCGCCAAAUAGCGAGUAUACGUAAAGGAAAAUUCGACCAAUCUGAUCCAAAUUCGCUCAGCUAUGUAUUUGUUUGCAAAUUUGAUAUGACGAGCAGUCUAUUAUACAUGCAUUUCCCAGUUAUGUGCUGUCUUGCGAAGGUAAAGCUAAUACAGCUCCCAAAGGGAAGCAGUGCAAAGCUAAAAUCAGUUCUUGGCGUACAUGAGUCAGUGGAUAUAUUAGUAUUAAAGAGGAAGGCGGUUGAGGAGUAUAGCUCCUUACGGAAUUUAAUAGAUAACAAUGUUAAAGAUAUUGAAAUCGGAUUCUUGAACGGGAAGGAAUCAGAGCUAGGAUUAAACGUACAAUUCUUACACGUACAACAACCAAUAAAAACAAAGAUAAAUUCAAAGAAGAAGCAACAGCAAAAAAAAAAUGCAAAUAGAAAAGUAAGCAAACUGAUACCACAAUGA
Molecule: messenger RNA, 786 nt
Organism: Brettanomyces bruxellensis
Lineage: Eukaryota; Fungi; Ascomycota; Pichiomycetes; Pichiales; Pichiaceae
Exons: 1
Coding region: 1-786 (261 amino acids)
Biological process (GO): tRNA processing; nuclear-transcribed mRNA catabolic process, RNase MRP-dependent; intronic box C/D snoRNA processing
Cellular component (GO): ribonuclease MRP complex; nucleolar ribonuclease P complex; cytosol
Molecular function (GO): ribonuclease MRP activity
Source: RefSeq, a predicted model, not a curated record